This is a messenger RNA of Exophiala xenobiotica, 1635 nucleotides long. RefSeq lists its product as uncharacterized. The transcript is spliced from 3 exons. The record is from RefSeq and is a predicted model, not a curated record. Gene Ontology annotation, molecular function: protein binding. NCBI's taxonomy places the organism in Eukaryota, Fungi, Ascomycota, Eurotiomycetes, Chaetothyriales, Herpotrichiellaceae. Bases 20 to 1450 code for a protein of 476 amino acids. Gene Ontology annotation, cellular component: Set1C/COMPASS complex.
GCCAUAUUCAAACCACAUCAUGAAUUUAGCACUGAUAGACCCGUUCCAGCUAGCUCAAGACUCUCCCGAUGCUCUCACAAACGAUCUCAGAUGUGGCCAUGCCACCACUCUUCGCUUCAGUCGGAAGGGCGACUACUUGGCAUCAGGAAGAGUCGAUGGGAAAGUCGUUAUAUGGGAUAUGGAAACCUUCGGAGUGGCCAUGAAACUGGUCGGCCACUGGAAACAGAUCCAAAGUCUCAGUUGGUCUCGGCAUGGCCGCUAUCUACUCACAGCCUCACAAGACUGCCGUGCCUGUCUUUGGGACCUUCAGACCCAACAACGGAUACGCACCGUAAAAUUUGAGGCACCCAUCUACACUGCCGAACUUCAUCCAUAUAAUCACAAUCUCUUCGUCGCCUCGUUAUUCGAAGAUCGACCCUAUCUUGUUGACACCACCGAUCCAGAACCCAUCAAGAAAAUCCUCCCUACCACUCCCCUCAGCGACAGCGAUACCAUACCGCGCUCCGAGAACAAACAAGCCACAACAUCCGCCAUCUUCUCCGUCCUAGGCAACCACAUCAUCACAGGCACAUCAAAGGGCUACGUCAAUAUUCUCGAAACCGAAUCCCGGAAGAUCAUUCACUCAACCAAAAUCUCCUCAGGCCUCAUCUCCCUCCUGCGUCUGACUUCCAACGGCCGACAACUCCUAGCCAACAGCACUGACCGGAUCAUCCGUACCAUCAACCUCCCUGACCUAUCGCUGAUCACCCCCUCCACCGCACCAGCCUUUGAACCAACCAGUGAAGACGACGCCCCGGAUUCCGCCACAUUGGCCGAAAAUAUCGUCCUGACCGUGGAACACAAAUUCCAAGACUUGGUCAACCGCCUCCGCUGGAAUCACUGCGCAUUCAGCCACUCCUCCACCACUGGCAUCGCCGACUAUGUCACCGCCUCGACAUACAUGAAGAAGGACAUUUACAUCUGGGAACUCCGCACGAACUCUCUGCUCCGCAUUCUCGAGAACCGCGAAGAACCCGCCAUCAUCGAAUGGCAUCCGUCCCGACCCCUACUCGCCUGCACCAGUAUCGAAACCGGCAGCAUCCAGAUCUGGGGCAUUGAGCCCCAACAAAAAUGGUCUGCACUCGCUCCGGACUUUACCGAAGUGACCGAGAACGUCGAGUACGUCGAGCGGGAGGACGAAUUCGACACGUACCCGAAGGAGGAGCACCAGAAGCGCCGACUCGAUCGGGAGGAUGAAAUCGUGGAUGUGCUUGGCGUCGAGAGGAAAAUGGGCGAGGAGGAGAGCUUUGUGCUUCCGAUGCUGUACAAUGUCGAGGACAGUGACGGAGAUGAUCAGGAGCUGGUACGAAUGGGGGUGGGCACAAUGAGGAAGAAGGAUUUCCACGAAGGCAAAGAGUACGAGAACGAGGCAGAUGAGCCGGCCAAGGCUGCUCGUAAGCGAAAGUAUUAGUGUCACAAGAGCUCGAGCUUGGAGACGGUGGUUGAGGAGUAAAAAGGCAAUGAUGGGCAGCACUGGCGUAUCCGGGGUGCUACUGAGCAUAACAUGCGUUUCGAGGGUAUGAACACAGUCAAUGAACGAAUUUUUGACUCUACAGAGCUCCUCUAGAUAAGUCACCAGUCUUGUCGGCUGAUCCG